This is a messenger RNA of Drosophila sulfurigaster albostrigata, 3907 nucleotides long. RefSeq names its product protein O-mannosyl-transferase TMTC2 (gene Tmtc2). Gene Ontology annotation, biological process: protein O-linked glycosylation via mannose. The transcript has 10 exons. Gene Ontology annotation, molecular function: mannosyltransferase activity; protein binding. Lineage: Eukaryota; Metazoa; Arthropoda; Insecta; Diptera; Drosophilidae. Bases 449 to 3445 code for a protein of 998 amino acids. Gene Ontology annotation, cellular component: endoplasmic reticulum membrane. The record is from RefSeq and is a predicted model, not a curated record.
UUCUGCGUCUGUUCUGUUAUGCAAUCGGAAGCUGCCGAGCAUCUGUGCGUGUGUUUUACUCCAACUACAACUACAACUACAACUGCAACUGCAACUGAAACUCGAACUGCAGUUGCAGCUGCAUCUGAGGCAGGCCGCAGAGAAUGCAAAUAAAUGCAACGAAUACGAAACUCAUAUAAAUUAGGAAAAUCAACAAUAACAACAUUCAUCUCACACACUCACAUAAGUACACGUACACAAACACGCACACGCACACACACAUAUAUGGCAGAGACCGAAAUAAAAUCACAUAAAAUGCAACGAAUUCUGCUGCAUGAAUUAAACAAGAAGAGCAAUAGCAACAACAAUUGCCAGAAGAGAUACAUGAAAUAUUCAAACUAACUAAAAGCAAGGCAAUUCAUAAGAAAAUUCUCCAAAAUCCAAACACAACUCAAGUGUGCUCUUGGGCAUGACGCUAAUGGAGCAUCGCUUGGCUUCAGGUUCACCAUCAGCAUCAGCUUCAGCUUCAGCUCCACUCUCUCCACUGGCUUCUUCUUUGGCUUCCUUGGCACACGGCAAAAUGUUUGCCCGACUGUGGCCUUGGCUGAGGAAUGAGGCGUGGUCGAGGCUGCAUAAAUCCAACAUGGACUACACCUCCCUGCUCUGCUGUGGCAUGGCUUUCGUUUUAUAUUUGAACACGCUUAAUGCGGGCUUCGUCUACGACGACAGACGUGCUAUUUUGGGCAAUGCAGACGUGUCGGGGGCGGCGUCUUGGCAGAGAAGCUUCGCCAAUGACUUUUGGGGCACGCCGCUGACGGACAGCGGCUCUCAUGGCUCCUGGCGACCGCUGUGCGUGCUGAGCUUCAGGCUCAACUAUCUACUGGCCGGCGGCUAUGCGCCGUGGGGCUUCCAUCUAGUCAACAAUCUGCUGCACUGCAUCGCCACGGCGCUGGUGGUGCGUGUGGCACGUACGCUGCUCGCCUCCUUCUGGGCGGUGCUUGCCGCUGGAGCUCUGUUUGCGGCACAUCCCAUUCACACGGAGGCUGUGGCCGGUGUGGUGGGGCGAGCGGAUGUUGCCGCUUGUGUCUGCUAUCUGCUCACGUACCUCAGCUAUUUGCGUCACAUGCGUUGGCGCGACUCUGGCGAUCCUAGACAAUGGCUCGCUCUGUUGGCGACGCUUCUCUUUUCUGUGGCUGCCUUGCUCUGCAAGGAGACUGCAAUUACUGCUCUCCUGGUGUGUGCUGCCUUCGAUGUAAUGCGUGGUCUUGGUGGCCAUGUGGAUAAGCAACGACUGCGCUCGCUCUGCAUUGUGAUGGGUGCUCUUUUCUUCAGCGUCUACUGGCGACUUGUGUCAAUUCCCGGUCCCCAGACUGCAUUCUCCAGCGCCGACAAUCCCAUAGCACGAACUGCAUCCGCGUGGACGCGACUGCUUACAUUUCUCCACUUGCCGGUGGUCAACUUUAAGCUGUUGCUGCAACCACAAGUGCUCAGCUUCGACUGGGGCAUGGACGCCUUGCCACGCGUGACGACGCUUUGGGAUCGUCGAAAUGCUCAAACCAUCUGCUUCUAUUCUGUGCUGCUCGGCGUUGCCUGGCGCAGCUGUAAGCUUUUGCUUUACGGCAGCGAGCUCUUUGAGGGUGCAAACGGCGGUUAUCCGCAGUAUCACAUACAGAAGGUUGGACGCAAGUCUCGCGCCAAGCGCAAGCGGGCUGCCAACAACAAUAACAGCAACAACAACAGCAGCAGCAACAAGUACCAAGCCUAUGAGGCAUCUUUUCAUCAGGAAGCGCUUCCAUUUGCCAAGCAGCCGUGCAGUGACUGCAACAACAACAACAGCAAUGGCGUCUACGUCUAUGGAGAGGAAGCAGCUGGCAGCUCAGCUGUUCCCUCGGCUCCACAACCUCAGCAUCACCUCGUGUCUUCCGCUGUCAGUUUGGCCUUGCACAAGGCGUUUCGAGGGUCGCGCAGCAGCAGCAGCUGCAGCAACAGCACAACGGCCAGCAACAAGAGCAGCGGCAGCAGCAGCAGCUCUAGCUCUAGCUCCAGCUCUAGCUCCACUUGUGACUCACUCGAUGGACAAGCGAGGUGCUCGUCAGACUACAUGCUGGGAGGGAUGACAGGGUCCGCUCGCAAUGCCUGCAUUCUGCUCAUGUCCUGCGCCUUUCUGACACUCCCCUUCCUGCCUGCCAGCAAUCUCUUCUUCUACGUGGGCUUCGUGGUCGCCGAACGAUUGCUGUAUUUGCCCAGUGUUGGCUUUUGCUUGCUGGUCGGCUUUGGCGUCUCUAAACUGUUGGCCUGUACUCGUUCUCAUGGCUCGGGGAGGAGGACACGUUGUGGCCUUCUGCUCUCGUUCAGCGUGUUGCUGGCAGCGAUGAGUCUGCGAACCGUGCAACGCAACGCCGAUUGGCGGGACGAGGAGAGCCUCUACCGCAGUGCCAUUACUGUCAAUCCGCCAAAAGCGCUGGGCAAUCUGGGCAGCGUGCUGAGCUCUCAGGCUCGCUACGAGGAGGCCAAGCUGGUGCUGCAGGAGGCCAUCAGAUACAGGCCCAACAUGGCGGAUGUGCACUUCAAUUUGGGCAUUCUGCACCAGAAUCAGCAGGACUACAAGGCAGCAGUCGAGUGCUUUCAGCGUGCCAUCAAGUUUCGCCCUAGUCUAGCAGUCGCCUAUCUCAACCUCGGCAUAUCAUUCAUUGCGCUGGGCAGACGCCAGCAGGCCAUCGAAAUACUGCAGGUGGGCUCCACUUUGGACGGGGCAGCUGUGCGUGAUCGUAGUGCUCAUGAUCAGGCGAGAAGCUCGGCCUAUCUGCAGCUAGGCGCACUCUACGUGGAGCAGGGGAAGUUGCAACGGGCGCUGGCCGUGUAUCGGGAGGCGUUGUCCGCGUUACCUGCACUGCUGCAUCAACGGGAAGUGCUUUAUCAGCGGAUCGGGGAUGUCUUCGGUCGUCUGCAGCAGUGGGACGAAGCGGAGCGACAUCACCGAGCUGCCCUUGAGCUGCAGCCCAACCAGGUGGCGGCACAUAUCUCCUAUGGCAUCACGCUGGCCAGAAAUAGCAGUCGCGCUUCGGAGGCGGAAAUGUGGUUCAAGCGUGCGUUGCAGCUGGCGCCGGAUCAGGCCAGCGUCUAUCACCAUUAUGCUGAAUUCCUGACGCUGCAAUCGCGCCAUCACGAAUCUGUUGUCUAUCAUCGGCGUGCGGCGGAAUUGGCGCCCACGGACUAUGCCUUGGUAGUAGCGGCGGCAACUUCACUGCGGCUGCUCGAUCGCAAGGUUGAGGCGGAAAUUUGGUACCGCAAGGCUGUCAAUUUGCGACCCGAUGACGCACAUGCUCACACCAAUCUGGGCGCCAUUCUGCAUCUUCUGGGACGCACCAGCCACGCGGCGGCUAGCUACAAGGCGGCACUCCAACUACAGCCGGGGGAUUCCAUCACGCUUGGCAAUCUGGCCAAGUUGGGGGUCACGAAUGUUUAGCUGCCACAAUGUGGGAAUCGUUAAUUAGCCACAGAGCAAAGUUAUUUUUAUAUACGGUGGCCGGAUAUGGACGGAUGGCCCUUAGAUAACUCUAAAGAAUUUAUACGAAGGACUUCGAUACAUAUGUAUAUCAUUUAGCAGGCAUCAGCAGGAAGCGUGUAAAUAUCCAAGCAGCGACCAAUGCAAGUCUAUGUCAAAGGCAAAGAAUUUAUAAGCAAAAAAAAAGCGAAGCGAAGGUAAAGUGAGGAGAAGUGUGGAGACAGAGAGAACAAUAAUUAAACUACCUAAACGUUAAGUCAAAAUGAAUCCGAAAUCAGAACAGAUAUCGGACAAAGCUGUACAGUGAAUAUAUCCUUAGAGAAUCGGAGAAAUCGCAGGAAGGAUGCAACCCUGGUAUUGAUAAAACUUAUGUGCUUAAUAAUUAUGUAAAUUAUUGUAAAUACGAGAAAACCUAUUAAGGAA